Dufourea novaeangliae is the source of this 1070-nucleotide messenger RNA. RefSeq names its product probable RNA polymerase II nuclear localization protein SLC7A6OS (gene fs(2)ltoPP43). Gene Ontology annotation, biological process: developmental process. The record is from RefSeq and is a predicted model, not a curated record. The transcript has 3 exons. NCBI's taxonomy places the organism in Eukaryota, Metazoa, Arthropoda, Insecta, Hymenoptera, Halictidae. The coding region runs from base 93 to 983 and encodes 296 amino acids.
UCGAAGUCAGUGGAACGGGUUAGAGUACGAGUACAAAAUAUUUCUAAAACGGGCAAACGUUUAUUGCCAGUAUCUCUGAAAAAAAUCAGAAAAUGGCAACGGUCUUGCGUGUGAAACGUAGACUCGAUGACGAGCCAUUGAACGCGUUAUUACUUGCCUGUAAACGUUUCAAAACAUCAGAAAAUGAGGAAGCCGAAAAAUCAGCUGCGUCCGAUCCAUUGACGACUGUUGUUAAGUUCGCUGGAACUGUCAACAAUCAGGAAGAUAAUGUUGUUGAACACUUAAUCCAAACAUUAAGUAAAGACGAAUUAAAAGCGACUUUCAAACAACAUCCAGUGGAUGUCUUAAACAAAGUUAGAGAGAAAACAAAACAGGCUUCAGCGGAUAAUCGUUACAAAGUAAUAAAUUGUUUUCGAUCUUUGGACAGUACUAAACUCGAAGUAUUAGAGGACAAGGUCAUGACAGUAAUAGAUGUAGAGGAUUCUGUUUCGUGUGCUAAUGCAAGGGAACAUUCCACGGAAAAAAGUGACAGUUAUGUGUAUGAUUUAUAUUAUGGGCAAACUGAUAAAGAAGUGUACAUAGAUGAUAUGGUGUCUAUCCAUCCGUUUGAUCAAGAGCUAGUGUUUGAUAAUUAUAGAGAUAAUGGUUAUCCUGAAGCUGAAUGUGAGUCAGAAGAUUCUAAUUCUGAGUCAAAUUGGAGAAAUGAUUAUCCUGAUUCAGACCACUCUGGAAGUUCAAUUGAUGAAGAUGAUAUGAGCAAAGCUGUUAGGAGAAUGAGGUUUGAUGAACGAUCUGAUUUAUCUAGCGAAGAUGAUUUUGUUUAUGCAGUUGAUGAGGGUGAUGUAGAAGCUUACGGUUAUAAAUAUGCAAGGUACAAGGCAAAGAUGAAAAAAGAAUUAGAUCAGGAAAAUAGUAAUAGCGAUGAUAGUGCAGAAUACGUAUUUGAAGAAGUAGAUGAUAACACAGAUUCUGAUAAGGAUUAAUGUUAAGCUUUCUAGUAAUAUUCUAAUUGUAUAUAAGUCUUUUUCUACUGAUAGCUAAACUAUGAAUUCAGUAUAAUUGCACUCCAC